Molecule: messenger RNA, 900 nt
Organism: Alternaria novae-zelandiae
Lineage: Eukaryota; Fungi; Ascomycota; Dothideomycetes; Pleosporales; Pleosporaceae
Exons: 2
Coding region: 1-900 (299 amino acids)
Biological process (GO): retrograde vesicle-mediated transport, Golgi to endoplasmic reticulum
Cellular component (GO): SNARE complex; endoplasmic reticulum
Molecular function (GO): SNAP receptor activity
Source: RefSeq, a predicted model, not a curated record
AUGACUACAAGAACUCGCUCUCCGGGCUUCGGCGACACCACGAGCAUCAACCUAAAUCGCUUGUUGUCCAGAUUAGACCGUUUAGUACUGGUCGACCCGUCACCGCAGUUGCGAAAGUCCACCUACGAGCGCGCACGUGUGAGCGCGAACAUUGAACAUGCCCGCACCCUACUCCUCAGCCUCGAACACUCUGCCUCUACGAUACCCUCCAAGUCGAAGAAAGCCGAACUACAAAACGACCUACAACAGAAACGAGAACUCAUAAAGCAACUCAACCAACGGAUAUACGAGCUUAAUCAGCUAGAUGACACGGAGUCAGAGGGAUCGGUAGACUCCGAUGAAGAAGACGCGGAUCAGUUCCCCUCGUAUGCACCGAGAGUGAAGACGGAAGCCGGGCGCGAUGUGUCGACAUCUACAGAAGGCAACGAAGCAUUUCAGAAUGCAGCACAAGGCAUCGCGUCAGAGCUGCGCCGACGAGGCAAGCCGGAGGCGAACGCAGCAGGGACUCAAUCUGCAUCCGGCAAUUCUUUGUUUCCGUCCAAAUCUACCUCAAAUACAGCCGACCCUUCGCUCGCAAAAACAGAGGCGCUCCUCUCCCACGAACGCAACGAACAAGAAGAGCUCACGACGGACUUGCUAGAUAUGGCAAGACAGUUGAAAGAGCAGUCAAUACACUUUGGAAACACGCUCGAAGGGGACAAAGGCGUGGUGGAUCGCGCACUUGCAGGGCUAGACAAGAACACGUUGAACAUGGAUGCUGCUAGCAGGAGAAUGGGUGCCCUGCGGCGGAUGACUGAAGGCAAGGGUUGGUGGGACAGGAUCAAGCUGUACGGCAUGAUCGCUGGGCUAUGGGUGAUCGCCUUCCUGAUCGUCUUCGUUGGGCCGAAGAUUCGUUUCUAG